AUGAUGAAGGUGAGCUGGAAUUUGCACGUCGCCAAGACUGGGAUCAGUGCCAUGCCCUUGAAGGUCGACCCAAAGGUCGUGCCCGUUAUUUACGAUGGACCAAAGGCAGAGGGCGGGGAGGUCAAAAGGGAGGUGGGCGCUAUUUUGGAAGAAUACAUGCUGGCUUUGGAGGUCGGGCCUUCGACCCUCCUCCCCGACGAGCGGGGACUUUACAUCCGUCUCAUCGGCAAGGACGUGGAGGAGGCCACCGUGGAAUGGGGCUCCAUCUUGUGCGGAUAUGGAGAAGGGAGCAUGGAGCCGUCGCCUGGUGAAGGAGACAAGAGCGUCCUUUUCUCCCUUCCCUCCGCCGAAGCCGCCGUGUUUUAUAACAAGGAGCUCGUGCCCAUCUUCGAGGUGCUCGCGGACCUCCCGGACGGGACGGGUCUCCAAGGCUAUUUCGUGCCCAAAGCGGGCCUUCCUGCCAAAGCGGCCUUUAUCGGGCUUUUCGCCAACGACCUCGCCAUCGGAGGUCCAUCGGCCCCUGCAACCAAGGAGGAAUACGAAGAAGCCUCAGAUCAGAAGAAUAUCGCGGCCUUGGCGCUCGGUUACUUUCAAAAACAAGGAGCCGAUGGAGGUAGGGUUGAGGUACGGUUGGCGCUUUUGGGAGGGCAUGGAGGAGAAAUCCAAAAACUGAAUCAAUGACUAAGGGGGAAAUCC
Messenger RNA from Nannochloropsis gaditana CCMP526, 696 nucleotides. RefSeq lists its product as uncharacterized. The record is from RefSeq and is a predicted model, not a curated record. The transcript has 8 exons. The coding region runs from base 1 to 681 and encodes 226 amino acids.